Messenger RNA from Euleptes europaea (tarantolino), 925 nucleotides. It is a transcript of the gene MACROD2, whose product is annotated as mono-ADP ribosylhydrolase 2. Gene Ontology annotation, biological process: peptidyl-glutamate ADP-deribosylation; DNA damage response; purine nucleoside metabolic process. Gene Ontology annotation, molecular function: ADP-ribosylglutamate-[protein] hydrolase activity. The coding region runs from base 62 to 925 and encodes 287 amino acids. NCBI's taxonomy places the organism in Eukaryota, Metazoa, Chordata, Lepidosauria, Squamata, Sphaerodactylidae. The record is from RefSeq and is a predicted model, not a curated record. Gene Ontology annotation, cellular component: nucleoplasm. The transcript is spliced from 11 exons.
CCCGACGCCGCCCGUGAGCCUGGGGAACCUGCAGCUCAAAGCCGCCGCCAGCCACAGCACCAUGUACCCCGGGAACAAGCGGAAAAAGGUCUGGAGGGAAGAGAAAGAACGCUUAUUGAAGAUGACGCUGGAAGAAAGGCGUAAAGAAUACUUACGGGAGUAUGUUGCUCUGAAAGAUAUCCCAACGUGGAUGGAAGAAAUGAAUAAGAAUCAAAAUGAUGAGGAGAACACGAAAGAAGCUCUGCCAGUGAAGAAAAGCCUAAGCGAGAAAGUCUCCCUUUACAGAGGUGAUAUUACACUGCUUGAGAUUGAUGCCAUAGUUAAUGCAGCUAAUUCAAGUCUGCUUGGAGGCGGCGGCGUGGAUGGCUGUAUACACAGAGCAGCUGGUCCCUGUCUAGUGGCCGAAUGCCGCAACCUGAGUGGCUGUGAAACCGGACAAGCCAAAAUUACUUGUGGGUAUGACCUGCCUGCGAAAUAUGUCAUUCAUACCGUGGGUCCUAUAGCACGAGGGCAUAUUAGUGAUACCCAUAAAGAAGACCUGGCAAAUUGCUACAAAUCCUCGCUGAAACUGGCAAAAGAGAAUAUCAUCAGGUCCAUUGCGUUCCCGUGUAUUUCAACAGGAAUUUAUGGUUUUCCAAACGAUCCAGCUGCCGUCAUCGCGCUUACCACCAUCAAGGAAUGGUUGAGCAAGAAUUAUCAGGAGAUGGAUCGUGUCAUUUUUUGUGUGUUUUUGGAAGUUGACUACAAAAUAUACAAGAAGAAAAUGAAUGAGUUCUUCCCGACAGAUGAAGACAAUGAGCAAGAGAGUGAAAUGAAUGAGAACGCAGAGGGAGUGGAGCAGAAAGGCCGGUCUCCGUCACCCGUGAAAUGCAAACCAAAGGAAUCGGAAAACCUGGAGGAUGAUAACGAGGGUAGGUGGUAUUAA